AAGACUCGUUGUCACCGAAAUACCGCCAUUUUUCCGUCUCUCCACAAUAAAACCCGCCAUCAGAUCUCUACUUCACUCUCAGUCUCAGAACUCGAGCACAGAGAGGGAGAAAAAGCGAGAGAGAAAGAGAGAGCUUUGCGGAAGGCGUCGAUGGUGGAUCGGUUGCUUUUGCUGUCCAUUGCUUCUCCCAUUUGUGCCCUCUAGGCUCUAGCAGUUGUGGGUUUCACUUGGGGAGGAAGGCAGAGUGGGUGGUCGAGGCGGUGGGUGUUCUGAAGCUUCCGAGGAAGGGGUCGCCCACGGAGCUCGUUUUGGAGAGCGACGAGUUUCGGUGCUUCCUCUGGGGUCGCCGUUUCACCGUCUCCGUCUCUGGUAAACCAUCGACCAUCGGGGUGACAAAGGUCUUUCCUGUUGGAGCAUUUACUUCGACAAUGCGCGCCAGCUAGCAGAGAACCGCUGAAGCCAGCAAUGGAGGACGCUCUUGUUCAGUGAUGAAGUGGCAUUCCCUUCUAUAAAGCUGAACCCAUUUUCUCGACGAAUUUGGAAGUUGUCAAUUGUUUAGUGGGGUUAAUGGAAGAGACUCUUCCGGCGAUGGAUGUGGUAUUGGAUGUGGAAAACACUCUACCCUCUGAUAAGUGCUCAAGAAGCCCAAAAUUGAUUAGGGCGCUUUCUCGCAAGGGCUCCUGCCGUACGGAUCGACCGCCAACCGAGGAACAUGAGACAGAUGAACCCCUUUCCAGAGCCGCUGCAAAGUGUGUGCAAGGUGGAGCAGCGUCGCAGCUGGAUGCAUUCAAACAGCCAGUGGUGCCUAAUAAACCUCUCCUUCCUCUGACCUCAUCUGCCACCUGUACUUUAUCGGUUCCUGGAGACAACGAGGGGAGAUGCAAAAAAUUCAAUCGCCUCACUGCCAUGCACCCAAGAAAAAUCCUCCUCAUCUUCGCUACUCUGUCGAGCAUGGGAACGAUCAUCCUCAUAUAUUUCACCCUCUCAAUUCACAAGAGCGCUGGAGUUCAACAUGGUAAAUGAGCUACUAAGGCGGUGCUGGUGGGAAACGAUUGGGAAUCUGACGGAGUUGGGAGGCACCAUCACAUGGCCAUGGAGUUUAUUCGAGUCAAAUCAGAUCGCGUCUCAAGUCUCAACUGGAAGAGGAGAUGUUGAUGACGGCAACUCCCGACGCAGCUGGCUGAGCUCGGCCAAGCAUGGGCAUUGAGUAAUGCCUUCUUGGUUCCAAAUGUUAUCUCGUUCAAGCAGCCUCUUCAUUACGAAGCUGAAUAACAUUGUUGUGAAUAUUUAGAGUUUUUUGGGGAUUUCCUCUUCAGUGUUGCUUAAAAUCUGAAUCUGCAUCUAUGUCAUACUGCAAUUUUUUUGGCUGCAUUGUGAAAGCUCUAAUAAUUUUUA
Molecule: messenger RNA, 1395 nt
Organism: Nymphaea colorata (pocket water lily)
Lineage: Eukaryota; Viridiplantae; Streptophyta; Magnoliopsida; Nymphaeales; Nymphaeaceae
Exons: 8
Coding region: 568-1023 (151 amino acids)
Source: RefSeq, a predicted model, not a curated record